CGCUUUGCAUGCGAGAGGGUUUUUUUUGGUGGAGAAAGAGGAGUAGAGAGAAGAAGCAAAGAUGGAGAUGGCAGCUCAAAUCUCUCAGUUGCUGAAUCAGACUCUCAGCCCCGAUUGCGGAGUGGUGCGUGUAGCUACUGAAGCUCUCGAUGCCCUCUCACUCCUUCCACCCUUCCCUUUCUCUAUCCUCUCCAUCACCAUCGAAGGUGAAAAUCAAGGUCAAAAAUUGGCGGCAGCCACAUACCUUAAGAAUUUGACUUGGCGGAAGAUCGAUGAGGGAGUAAGUAAGGAGUUCAAAGACCAGCUUUUGCGUGCUUUGCUCCUCGUCGAACAACCUCUUCUCAAAGUUUUGACUGAAGUGUUCCAUAUUGUUGUAUCCGCCGAUGUUGUUAAGCAGAAUUCCUGGCCAGAGCUUGUGCCAGACCUUCGUUCUGCUAUCCAGAAUAGUACUCUUAUUACCAAUUCUGCUGAGUCUAAUUGGAACACCAUCAAUGCCCUUACAGUUCUUCAUGCUCUUCUCAGGCCUUUCCAGUAUUUCUUAGACCCUAAACUUGCCAAGGAGCCUGUACCGAUGCAGCUGGAGCAAAUCUCAAAAGAAAUACUCGUUCCAUUGUUAUCUUUAUUUCACCAAUUUGUUGAGAAGGAGAUCAAAGUAAAUACUACAAGGGAUGGGACCGAGGAGACAGAGAAGACACUUCUUCUUAUAUCAAAAUGCAUAUAUUUUGCUGUGAGGUCACAUAUGCCAUCUUCAUUAGCUCCACUUCUGCCUUCAGUCUGUCAUGAUCUAAUUGACAUUCUUGGCUCUCUGAGCUUUGAUUAUAAGGCUACUAUUGAGAGUAAGUACUUGAUGAGGUUGAAGACUGGGAAGAGAAGUUUGCAAAUAUUUUGUGCCCUGGUUACACGUCACCGGAAGUAUUCCGAUAAGUUAAUGCAACGCAUGAUAGACAGUGCUUUAAACAUAGUGAAGCAUAGUAAAAAUAUCAGUAAGCUUGAAUUUUUACAAGAGCGGAUUGUUUCAUUAGCUUUUGAUGUGAUUUCACGUGUACUGGAGACGGGCCCUGGAUGGAGAUUAGUCGCACCCCACUUUUCGUUAUUGUUAGAAACUGCAAUCUUUCCAGCAUUAGUAAUGAAUGAAAAGGAUAUCACUGAGUGGGAAGAAGAUGCGGAUGAGUUUAUAAGAAAGAAUCUUCCAUCUGACCUGGACGAAGUUUCUGGAUGGAAGGAUGAUCUGUUUACAGCCAGAAAAAGUGCAAUAAAUUUACUUGGCGUGAUUGCUAUGUCAAAGGGUCCUCCAGUAAGAACUUCUUCAACUUCAUCAAAGCGAAAGAAAGGUGAAAAGAACAAGGGAAAUAGUCGACACAGCUCUAUUGGCGAAUUGUUGGUUCUUCCCUUCCUUUCAAAGUUUCCCAUUCCAUCUGGAAAUAAUGAAACUGGCAACUUAAACAAUUAUUUUGGUGUUUUGAUGGGGUACGGUAGUCUGAUUGAUUUUCUUAGGGAGCAAGAACCGAGACACAUUACAAAUUUGGUUCAGAUGCGGCUACUUCCAUUGUAUAGGUCAUCAGUAUGUCUACCAUACUUAAUGGCUCCUGCAAAUUGGGUACUUGGAGAGCUAGCCUCCUGUUUGCCUGAAGAAAUAAGUGCAGAUGUAUAUUCUUCAUUACUUCAUGCAUUAGCUGUCCUUGAUGAAGGGGAUACUUCUUGUUAUCCUGUGAGGGUUUCUGCUGCUGGGGCAAUUGCAGAACUUCUUGAAAAUGAAUAUCUGCCUCCUGAUUGGCUUCCUCUUCUUCAAGUUGUGAUUGGUAGAAUUGGUAUUGAUGAUGAAGAUAGCUCUGUAUUGUUUCAACUUCUCAGUUCUGUUGUUGAAGCGGGAAAUGAAAAUGUUGCAAUUCAUAUCCCAUUCAUUGUUUCAUCAUUGGCUGGUACAAUUUCGAAGUGCAUACCUCCUAAUCCGGAGAAGCCAUGGCCUCAAAUGGUUGAAAAGGGCAUUGCAGCCUUAGCCGUGAUAGCUCAAUCUUGGGAAAACUCUCUCUCUGAAGAAUCUGAGGACUCUAGUGAAAAGUGGGCGUCUGGUCGAGCUGCUGUGGGCAGAUCAUUUUCAGCUCUUCUGCAACAGGCUUGGUUUACACCUGCAAUUCCAUUGAAAGACGACAUAGAUGAGGUUUCUACUUUAUCUUCCAUAAAUGAUGCUUCAACACUACUGCGAUCCAUCAUGCUAUCGGUUACUGAAAGCAAUGCAAUUUCGAAGCUUAAAUUGCCGGAGCUAUUAUUACUUUGGGCUAAUCUGAUUGCCGAAUGGAAUUUGUGGGAGGAAUCAGAGGAUAUGUCAGUUUUCGAUUGCAUUCAAGAAGUUGUUAGUCUACAAAACAGAUAUAAGUUAAAAGAGUUUUUUGUAAGGCCAAUUCCUUCUCCCAACCAGCAUGUUCCUAAACGUUCGAUAAUAGAAGGCAUCGGUGCUUUUGUAAGUGAGGCAAUUUCACAAUAUCCAUCUGCAAUGUGGAGAGCUUGCUCUUGUGUUCAUAUGUUGCUCACACUCCCAAGAGAUUCAGUUGAAAUCGAGGGUGUGAUGCAGUCAUUGGCAGUUGCUUUUUCUGGGGUUGCAUUUUCUCGGUUUAAUGAGCUUCAGAGUAAACCUUGUUCACAAUGGAAGCCCUUGUUGCUCUCCUUAACAUCAUGCUAUUUGUGCUGUCCUGAUCUUGUAGAGAGAUCAUUGAACAAAGAUGUCAAUGGAGGUUUAGAAAUCUGGGCAUCUGAAUUGUCGAAAAUCUGCAGUAGAUCAAAUGAAGCUUGCCCGACAAUGGAGUCUGAGAUAAGGCUGAUUGUUAUGGCACUGGCCAAGAUAAUUGAAAGGCACGUGGAAUCAGGGAAACCCCGUGAUAGUUUGUUAGAGGAAUGCUUUACUUCAUUAAUGGAGGCAUCCGUUCGGUUUAAAGAAAUUCAGGAAGAAGAGGCUGAAGAAGAUGAAGACAAUGGAGAGGUCGGAAGUGAUGAAGAAGAAGAUGAUGACGAUGAUGAUGAAACUGACGAUGAUGACGAUGAGGAUUCCGAGGCUGAGGAACUUGAAGAAACUGAGGAAGAGUUUCUUAAUAGGUAUGCAAAAGUAGCUGUUGCUUUGGAAGAAGGUACAGUCAUGGAAGAGGAGGAGGAUUUGGAUGACCAAGAUGGUGAUGAUGAUGAGAUUGAAUUGGGUUAUUUGAAGGAUGUUGAUCUGCAAAAGGUUGUGCUAUCAAUAUUUGAGAGAUAUCAUCCCAUUUUGAUUCAAGGACAACCGAUGCCGACCGAGAUAUACACAAGCUUUGUUGACUCCUUCCCUCAAUUUAAUUUAUUUUUUCAAAAAUUGUAAGUGUUGUGAUUAUGAUGCUUGUGAAAUUAGUUUCAAUUAUUAUGAGAGUGUUUAGUUACAAGUUUUGAUAGGAUUUUUAGUCUGCUUUGAAUAUUUAAGCAAAGUGGUAAGAUGGGCCUGGGGAUGUAAUAAAAUAUUAAUAAGGAUGGAGUUUGGUGGGGCCGGCCACUUGCUCUGGCUUUAAGAGACAAGAAGAAGCACGUUGUGUGGGUGUGGGUGUGGGUGUGGGUGUGGAGUCUGUGGACUAAGUACAAAGCUUGAUUGAAGCAUAAAGUAGUUGUUAUUUUAUUGCAUGAAAAUGGAACCCACUUGCACUUGAUAUGUUACUUUUGGUAGCCAAUUCAUUUCAUUGUAGUAGUAAUAGUAACUAUUGUUUCUGAUUCCUCAAUCAAUCAAUCAAUAUACUGUAUUCAUUUUUCUUAA
Messenger RNA from Cannabis sativa, 3763 nucleotides. RefSeq names its product importin beta-like SAD2 homolog. Gene Ontology annotation, biological process: protein import into nucleus. Lineage: Eukaryota; Viridiplantae; Streptophyta; Magnoliopsida; Rosales; Cannabaceae. Gene Ontology annotation, cellular component: cytosol; nuclear envelope. The transcript is spliced from 22 exons. Bases 62 to 3340 code for a protein of 1092 amino acids. The record is from RefSeq and is a predicted model, not a curated record.